Molecule: messenger RNA, 2094 nt
Organism: Platichthys flesus (European flounder)
Lineage: Eukaryota; Metazoa; Chordata; Actinopteri; Pleuronectiformes; Pleuronectidae
Gene: fsd1l
Product: fibronectin type III and SPRY domain containing 1-like
Exons: 13
Coding region: 34-1509 (491 amino acids)
Molecular function (GO): protein binding
Source: RefSeq, a predicted model, not a curated record
CCUCACUUCCUGUCGGUGCCCUCUGUCUCGGGAAUGGAAAUUCAGAAGGAAGCUCUGCGCAGGAUCAUCAGCACGUUAGCCAAUAAGAAUAAAGAGCUCCAUAACUUCCUGGAAACAGUUGACAACACUCUGACGGGACUGCAGGAGGAGUCAUGCACGGUGACGUCAGACCUAGAGGCGGAGCUUGAGCAGCUUCACUCCGCCCUCAAUGAGAAGGGGGAGGAGCUCCGUGAUGCUAUCAAAGAGGAGACGUGCAGGAAGGAGGCGGAGCUUCAGAAGCAACUGUCGGAGGGAAAGUCCGCACUUGUGUCAUGUGAGGAGCUGCUCGAGUUCGCACAUGAAACGUUGACCAUCGCCACCGAAGAAGAAUUUCUAAAGGCCGCAAAACAGAUCAAAGAAAGGGUGACGAUGGCUCCGGCCUUUCGGCUGACGACCCGUCCGGCGGCGUCUGGGAACAUGGCGAAAUUCACCGUGGACUUUAGUGCCGAGAGGGAGGGGCUUCAACGACUUCACUUCCUGCCAGUACCCAGACCUCCAGAGAUCGACGAGUCCAGCUGCAUCAUCGGUGACAACAACAUCACUGUCGCCUGGCAACCAGCAGGUGAGGGUGACGGCGUCAGCGGACCAAUCAAAUGCUUCGACCUGGAAUAUCAAAAAACAAACCAGGAAAUCUCGCUGAAAGCAACAGGAGAAGGAUGCUGGGAAAAAAUCUGUGACAUCACAGAGCCUCAGGUCACCAUCUCAGGUCUGAAGUUCGAUUCUCGCUUCAUUGUCAUUCGAGUUCGAGCAAAAAACAAAAUGGCUGCCGGAGAGUUUUCUGACUCUGUCACCUUGGAAACCAGAGCGUUUAACUUUGGCUUUGACUCGUCGACGGCUCACGCUGAACUGAAGGUUCACGGGGACACGGUGACCUGGGAGCCUCAAGGGGUCAAAGUUCACGACCCCCGACUCAGAGUCAGAGAGAGUAAAAGCAGCAUCAGAAGCGCCACGCCAUCACCCAAUAAGACGGCAGGAGGUCGAGCUGCACGUGACAGAUUUGCUGGAGAGUCGUACACGGUUCUGGGCGACCAGGAGAUGACUGAGGGCUGCCACUACUGGGAGCUCCGCCCCCUGGCGGACUGGAAGUCGUUCAGUGUGGGUGUGGCAUAUCAGGCCAGCCUUGGCCGUUUUGACCAAUUAGGGAAGAGUGCUGGUUCCUGGUGUCUUCACGCCAGCCAAUGGCUGCAAACAUCGCUUGCUGCGAAACACAACAACCGAGCAAAGGCUCUUGAUUGGCCGCUGCCUCAGCGAAUUGGAAUCUACUGCAACUACGACAACGGCGAUUUAUCGUUUAUUGACGUUGAUCGACUUCGUCUUCUUCAUUCCUUCAAAACAAAGUUCAGUCAACCCCUCGUCCCUGCCUUCACUGUUUGGUGCGGCGGUAUCACCGUGGCAACAGGUCUGCAGGUCCCGAGCUUCAUGGGAAACUUCCUCUCCACCAAUCGGAGCCUGAGUGACCUGUCUCAGUAAACAACCUCAGUUAUUAGUUUUUAGUCUGUUUUGGUAUUUUUCCUAUUGUCAAUAAUUGAAUUUCUAUUUAUGACUAAACAAAUAUAAUUAUGUGAUAUAAUUUAUCUAUGAAUUGUUAUUAUAAAGCACUAAUAUAAAUAUAAAUACAAUUUAUAUACAUUUUAAAGCUAUUAUAAUGCUUUCAUUUUGAACUUGAAAGACUACUUAUUUUCGUCUAGGUUUUUUUGGUGUGAAGAUAUCCUUAUGUUGAGUAGGGCUUUUAUUUUGACUGAAAUUGUAAUUUAAGAGAUCAUUUUAUUUCCUGUUUUACUCAUAAACAGAAAUGGGAAAGCUUUUACUUUGAAUACUGUAAUCUUAUUUACUUUAUUGUGAAAGUUCUAUGUUUGAUUUGUGGUAAAGGCUUUAUUCUGAAAGACUUGAAAAUGUAAAAAAACAUCCUGUUUGUUCAACUGACUUAUAUCUGUGAAGGUAAAAUCCCUGGAUAAUGUUUCUACUUAUUGAUUAUUGAUCAAGUAUGUUUCUAAACAUGUCAACAUCAACAUUUUGAUAAGCUGUGAAAAAUAAACAUUAAAUAUUUUCUUGUUA